CUUACCUCCUGGAUGUUAGGAACUAUUUGUGGUCGGCGUGGUGGAAGGACACAGUGAGGUUCUCACCUCCGCCCCCCGCCCGUCGCUCGCAUCCCCAGUUCCAUCAAAGCCAACCCGGGCCAGCGCAGGGAUCUCCGAGUUGCGAGUGUGCUGAGGCUGGGACUGUCACUCAUUCUCCGCUCAGCGCGUGAACGCAGCUCGGCAGUGGCUGGCAAGAAACAAUUCUGCAAAAAUAAUCAUACCCAGCCUGGCAAUUGUCUGCUCCUCGGUCCAUUGCUCCGCCGCCGUCCACAGUCGCUUGCAAGGGAAGGCACUGAAUUUACCGCGGCCAGAACAUCCCUCCCAGCCGGCAGUUUACAAUGCUGCAAACUAAGGAUCUCAUCUGGACUUUGUUUUUCCUGGGAACUGCAGUUUCCCUGCAGGUAGAUAUUGUUCCCAGCCAAGGAGAAAUCAGCGUUGGAGAGUCCAAAUUCUUCCUGUGUCAAGUGGCAGGAGAUGCCAAAGAUAAGGACAUCUCCUGGUUCUCUCCCAACGGGGAGAAACUGAGCCCAAACCAGCAGCGGAUCUCAGUGGUGUGGAACGAUGAUGACUCCUCUACCCUCACCAUCUACAACGCCAACAUUGAUGAUGCCGGCAUUUACAAGUGCGUGGUCACCGCUGAAGACGGCACCCAGUCCGAGGCCACUGUCAAUGUGAAGAUCUUCCAGAAGCUCAUGUUCAAGAAUGCACCAACCCCACAGGAAUUUAAGGAAGGGGAAGAUGCUGUAAUUGUCUGUGAUGUGGUCAGCUCUCUGCCCCCAACCAUCAUCUGGAAACACAAAGGCCGAGAUGUCAUCCUGAAAAAAGAUGUCCGGUUCAUAGUCCUAUCCAACAACUACCUGCAGAUCCGAGGCAUCAAGAAAACAGAUGAGGGCACUUACCGCUGUGAAGGCAGGAUCCUGGCCCGGGGAGAGAUCAACUUCAAGGACAUUCAGGUCAUUGUGAAUGUACCACCCACUGUCCAGGCCAGACAGAGCAUCGUGAAUGCCACUGCCAACCUGGGCCAGUCUGUCACCCUGGUGUGUGAUGCUGAUGGCUUCCCAGAGCCCACCAUGAGCUGGACAAAGGAUGGGGAACCCAUAGAGAAUGAGGAGGAAGAUGACGAGAAGCACAUCUUCAGUGACGACAGUUCGGAGCUGACCAUCAGGAAUGUGGACAAAAAUGACGAAGCCGAAUACGUCUGCAUCGCUGAGAACAAGGCUGGCGAGCAGGACGCCUCCAUCCACCUCAAGGUCUUCGCAAAGCCCAAAAUCACCUAUGUAGAGAAUCAGACAGCCAUGGAACUAGAGGAGCAAGUCACUCUGACAUGUGAAGCCUCCGGAGACCCCAUUCCUUCCAUCACCUGGAGAACGUCCACCCGAAACAUCAGCAGUGAAGAAAAGACUCUGGAUGGGCACAUGGUGGUACGCAGCCAUGCUCGUGUGUCCUCCCUGACCCUGAAGAGCGUCCAGUACACAGAUGCUGGAGAAUACAUCUGCACUGCCAGCAACACCAUCGGCCAGGACUCCCAGUCCAUGUACCUUGAAGUUCAAUAUGCUCCCAAGCUCCAGGGCCCUGUAGCUGUGUACACUUGGGAAGGGAACCAGGUGAACAUCACCUGUGAGGUCUUUGCCUACCCAAGUGCCACAAUCUCCUGGUUCCGAGAUGGCCAGUUGCUGCCAAGCUCCAACUACAGCAACAUCAAGAUCUACAACACCCCAUCUGCGAGCUAUCUGGAGGUAACCCCUGAUUCAGAAAAUGACUUUGGAAACUACAACUGCACAGCGGUGAACCGUAUUGGACAGGAGUCCUUGGAAUUCAUCCUGGUUCAAGCAGAUACACCGUCUUCCCCAUCCAUCGACCGGGUGGAACCAUACUCCAGCACAGCACAGGUACAAUUUGAUGAACCAGAAGCCACAGGUGGAGUUCCCAUCCUCAAAUACAAGGCUGAGUGGAAGUCGCUGGGUGAAGAAGCAUGGCAUUCCAAGUGGUAUGACGCCAAGGAAGCCAACAUGGAAGGUAUUGUCACCAUCAUGGGCCUGAAGCCUGAGACAAGAUACGCGGUACGACUGGCGGCCCUCAACGGCAAGGGGCUGGGCGAGAUCAGUGCAGCCACUGAGUUCAAGACACAGCCAGUCCGGGAACCCAGCGCACCCAAGCUGGAAGGGCAGAUGGGAGAGGACGGGAACUCCAUCAAGGUGAACCUGAUCAAGCAGGAUGACGGCGGCUCCCCCAUCAGACACUAUCUGGUCAAGUACAGAGCGCUCGCCUCCGAGUGGAAACCAGAGAUCAGGCUCCCAUCCGGCAGUGACCACGUCAUGCUCAAGUCCCUAGACUGGAACGCCGAGUACGAAGUAUAUGUGGUAGCCGAGAACCAGCAAGGAAAGUCCAAGGCAGCUCACUUCGUGUUCAGGACUUCAGCCCAGCCCACGGCCAUCCCAGCCAAUGGCAGCCCCACCGCAGGCCUGAGCACAGGCGCCAUUGUGGGCAUCCUCAUUGUCAUUUUCGUCCUACUCCUGGUGGUCAUGGACAUCACCUGCUACUUCCUGAACAAGUGUGGCCUGCUCAUGUGCAUCGCUGUUAACCUGUGCGGCAAAGCGGGGCCCGGAGCCAAGGGCAAAGACAUGGAGGAGGGCAAGGCUGCUUUCUCGAAAGAUGAGUCUAAAGAACCCAUUGUAGAGGUCCGAACGGAGGAGGAACGGACUCCAAACCAUGACGGAGGGAAGCACACAGAGCCCAACGAGACCACACCACUGACAGAGCCCGAGCUGCCUGCCGACACCACAGCCACUGUCGAGGACAUGCUGCCUUCUGUCACCACCGUCACCACUAACUCUGACACUAUCACCGAAACCUUUGCCACUGCUCAGAACAGCCCUACCAGUGAGACCACCACACUGACCUCCAGUAUUGCCCCACCGGCCACAACCGUGCCAGAGUCAAAUUCUGUGCCCGCUGGUCAGGCCACCCCUUCCAAGGGUGUCACUGCUUCAUCCUCCUCGCCCCCAGCCUCAGCCCCAAAAGUUGCCCCUCUUGUUGACCUGAGUGAUACCCCAACCUCAGCUCCCUCUGCUAGCAAUCUGUCCUCCACUGUCCUGGCUAACCAAGGAGCUGUACUCAGUCCUAGCACGCCUGCCAGUGCGGGAGAGACCGCCAAGGUCCCUGCAACCAGUAAGCCCUCCCCCACUCCCACCCCCACUCCAGCCGGGGCAGCCAGCCCCUUAGCAGCAGUAGCCGCCCCUGCCACAGAAGCCCCCCAGGCCAAGCAGGAAGCCCCCAGCACCAAAGGUCUGGACCCAGAGCCCACCCAGCCUGGCACCGUGAAGAACCCACCUGAGGCAGCCACAGCCCCUGCUAGCCCGAAGAGCAAGGCUCCCUCCGUCAGCACCACAAACCCUUCCCAGGGCGAGGACUUAAAAAUGGACGAAGGGAACUUCAAGACCCCAGAUAUUGACCUUGCAAAGGAUGUUUUUGCAGCCCUGGGCUCUCCUGCUCCCGCCACUGGGGCCAGUGGACAAGCCUCUGAGCUUGCUCCUUCCACUGCAGACAGCGCUGUGCCUCCCGCACCAGCAAAGACCGAGAAGGGUCCUGUAGAAACAAAGUCCGAGCCCCAGGAGUCAGAAGCAAAGCCAGCGCCAACUGAAGUCAAGACCGUCCCCAAUGAAGCCACACAAACGAAAGAGAAUGAGAGUAAAGCAUGAUGGGUACCAGCAAAAAGCAAAGAUCAAAAUAACAAAUUGACACAGCGGCUUCACCAGAGCAUCCCCAAAUAACCCCCCCCUCUCUUUCUCACACACACACACACACACACACACACACACACACACACACACACACACACUCACUCCUCUAGUGUCUUUUGCCUUUUAAAAAAACAACAAAAACCAGAUAAACAUGGGAUUGCCUUUUUGUAGGUUUCUAGAAAGGGCUCCUUUGUUGCACACUCACUUGUUAAGAAAAAAAAGAGACAAAAAGGUUAAACCCACAGCCAAACUAGGACACUCCGUUCCCUGAAACCAUUUAAAAAUCAAACAAAAGGGCCCCAAAUUAAGAAUCUAGGAAGCUCAGACUGAAGAGAGAAAAAAAAAGAAAAAAAGAAAAAGAAAAAAAUCUAGGCUCGCUCGGGAAGGUUGCAAUUGGUGUUACUGGAUUGGCACAGAUCAGUUUCAGAAAAAUGCUUCCAAGAUCUUAGACUAACCGAGUGAACCAAGUCCACAGUUUAUUUUUAUACUUUCAGUCAAGUUGGGACUCUGUAGACCUCACAAAUAAGUUAUACUUUCCGUUCACUUUGUAUUUGUUCCGUAUGCAAAGUGUGGCACUCUAGCUAGCUGCGUUCAGUUCCCAUGUAGACUCCUGUUUCUUAGGAAGAAUGCCAAAAUCGCAGCUUAUUCGAUUUCUCUCUCGCUUUUGGUUUCUCCUCCACUGUUUCUUUCCUUUUCUUCCUCUUUUCCAAGUUUGCUUUCCAGUGUUUACAAGUUGACAGACGUUUGACCUUGGUUGUGUUUAAUGUCCGUGUAAAAUAGCUGCCCCCCCAACCCUUGUUUUUUUCUUUAAGCAACAGGUACCCCAUAGAGGCAGGUAGAACCCUCCCAGGUUGUUUUCAGUGUGGGUGAAGGUUACAAAGGAUGAUUGUUUACAGUGGCUCUAUCCCCCCCCCUACCCCCCCGUCCCCACCAUCCCCCACCCGACCCCUGCUGAUUCUGAUUCAAUGCAGUUUUUACCUGUGUCAAACUGGGGUGAAAGCCUCUCCUUCUGAACUGAUUUUGCCUUCCCCUCCCCCCCUCCUGUUUAUUUCUGUUGCUGUUUCUUGGGGGGUGGGGAAUGGGGGAUGUUAGACCACUUUCAGAUUAGCUGCCACCUGCCUGUGUCUGUGACACUGGACCUGCCUCCCAGGUGUCUGCACACCCUUCCUCUGAAGGACUCCUUUGGCUUUGUUGAAUGAAGCAGAGAAGAUUGUAUAGUUGGGGCUGGUCUUGGUGAACACACUUUUCUUUUUUUUUUUCUUUUUUCUUUUCUUUUUCUACCCCAGGCACCCCCUUUUUGUAGAAAGCCAAAUAAAAAUAUAUACAUACCAUUUCCUUUAGAGCCCAGAAUCUAGAUUUGAGCGGAAGAGCGCGUGUGCUUCAGGGAAGUAGUGUCUCCUUUUGGAAAUCUAUUGAAGUAAAGUGACAUCGGCCUUCUGUUCAGUUAGGCAACAUUUGUAAAAAACAAAAACAAAACAAAAUAAAUAUCGUCUGGAGUUAAAAUACAGCUCUCCUGGAUCGGAAACCAAGUGGGGGGGAAAAUACAGAAACUUUCAGGGGGAUGGGAGGGGGGGAGAAGGGAAAAGCCAGCUCUUUGUAUAGAAGUUUUGCUUUUGUUUUUCAUUCUGCUUUAGAACCGCAAGCUUGUGCACUGUGGAUGCGUGAAUAUUUUAGUGUGAAACGUGUUUUUGUCAUAGUAUUGAAAUAAAACUUCAACAUAGUUUGGUUGUGGAAGGUAUAGCAGAUAGUUCAGAAAAAAAAUAAAAAAAAAAAAACAAACAACUAUUCAGGAAACAAAACAAACAAAUCCCAAAAGGAAACCGGAAUCAAAGCCUUUCAAUAGGCAAUAAAACACAGUGAUGCUGAUGAAGAGGCCACCAAGCCAACUGAUGUCCCCCAAGACAGAGUGUUCCUUUCCCAAAUACGAAGUGACAAGAGGUUUGGAUGGCCAGACGUCCCCGUGUUCACUCUGUGGGCCACACACCCCAGUGUUCUGACACUUCUGCAGUGUGACCAGUGGUGAUACUAGAUUAUAAUUUCAAACUGUGAAAAAUAAUGGUCUUGUCAUUUGCUCAGUGUGGGGUUAUUUUGCAUUUUCUCAGCUCCCGGGGAUGGAAAUGGAGGAUCCCAGAACACUCAGCCGGGCACCUUUCAUUCCAGGGCCCACACAGAUCCACAGUCCACAUGCACUGGUCUUCAGGAAGAGCUGACAGGUAGACAACUCUGAGGGCACAUAGCAGAAUGGGAGCGGUGGCUAGCACCACCUUGUGGUGUGGGCAGACUCCCCAGGCCACAGCCUGUCCUGGGAAAUCUCUUUCCCAUAUUAUGAAGUCGGUGGCUUGACCCACUAGGCCAAGGGCACACUGUACCUCCUGGAAAUGGUGUAUUUCACUUUGUGGUUGGACAAAUUGAGCUCAACACUGACGAUAGGAAAAGACAGAGGUAUGGCCAACCCCAAAAUUACGUGGCCCAGAGUAGCUGACUUCCAGAACACUGGCCCUACCAUUUGCUGGAAUCCAAGACUGCCCACACUUUGAUAUGCCUCUCUCCUUGUUCAUAUGUUUGUCUCGGGCAUGCACGGGUUUUCUUUUCUUCCUUUUUCUUCUUCUUUUUUUCAUAGCAGUAUUCUCUCUAAAAAUCAAAGAGGGAGACAGUGUAUUUCUCACCUGUUCUUUUAUGUGAAGAAAUAAGCACUUAGUUUUCUGUUGGGUUUUUGUUGUUGUUUUUUGUUUUCUGUUUUUGUUUUGUUUGUUUGUUUGUUUUGGUUUUUGGAACGAGGGACGGACUCCACCAAUGUUAGUGUCGGUGUGUCCUGUCUAUGUGGCAUACAUUUUAUCACAUAAAGACCAGCAUGGCCAAGUUCUGUGGGAAGGCUACCCAGGUGCCAUGAGUGGGGUCUCCCACUACUGAAGGGCCAAGGUGUAUCCAACAGGAUUCUAUGUUCUCAUUUUCUAUGGAACCUCCCACAUCCCAGGGUCUCACCCUCAGCUGUCCGUCUGGAUGGUGGUGAUCUCACCUCCAUUAACAUUCUUACCCAGCAUUCUGUACUUCGGGGGCCUUCUCUCUUGUUAUAAAACUUUUUACUGAGUGAAACAUCAACACCACCUUUGUUUCCAUUCCCACUGCUGUAAAUACUGAGUACUAACUGAGAAUUUUGACUUUGCAUUCUGUCAGAAUACUUGUGUUCAAUAAAAAUUGAAAGAAAAAAAAGCAAUUAUGGUCCAACUGGGAAUUCUUUCUGUUCAGUGAGAGUAGCGUGCAAAUAAAUAUAGGUAUGCCCGUG
Messenger RNA from Rattus rattus (black rat), 7044 nucleotides. It is a transcript of the gene Ncam1, whose product is annotated as neural cell adhesion molecule 1. Gene Ontology annotation, cellular component: membrane. Lineage: Eukaryota; Metazoa; Chordata; Mammalia; Rodentia; Muridae. The record is from RefSeq and is a predicted model, not a curated record. Gene Ontology annotation, biological process: cell adhesion. Gene Ontology annotation, molecular function: protein binding.